UUUCCAUUUUAUCUAUCUGCGUACUAUAUCUUGUGCUUUGGUUGUACUUCCUACCUAGAUCCAAAAGGGUUUGAAAAAUAAAUGUUUUACUUAGAAUAACAUAUCAUUAGAAAAUCCUAACUCUUAAUUCUAAAAUGGUACUCAUUACUAAUUUAUUAUGAAUGCAUGGAGGAAAAAUACCAAAAAAGAAUUCUAUCCCAUUGAAUAUUUUUAGCAUUUUGAACUGGAGAGGACGGUACAGAGGCAAACAGAGAAAGACCAGGCAGUAGCUGGUAAUUAAAAUAACUCAUUGACAUCUCAACAAAUCAAAGGGAAGUCUGUUCAUUAUAUCAUCAGCAUGAUUAAAGUGCCAGCUGUGGCAAACCACAACCCUAGACAAUGUGUUUUCAGUGGUACUAUUAAAGGGAUACGUCGAGAACUCGCAUUCAUCUGUCUUACCUGAAUUUAGAUGAGAUGUUUAAUUUAGUGUGAGUCUAGAAGGGGUGUUUUUUCUUUGUAAGCAUUGGUUAUCUAUUAGGCGUCUUCAAGGAAUUGCAGAGCUUCAGCUCCUCAUGUGAGAAAAAUACGUUUUUAAUUUACAAAGACUUACAAUGUUCAGAAUAGUCACUAAUUCAAAAGGAAUGCCAGUACCAACAAAACAAGAAGCCGUUUGCAAGCAUAUCAAGGACUAGUAGAAGUAGUGUGAGUAGUGAGUAGCUACAAGCUACUUCGGCUUUCUAAAAUACAUUUGAUACAUUGCUUAUUUUAGCUGGUAAGAAGGUUAAAUGUGGGUAUUAGGUAAGAGGUUAAAAACAGCAGAUCUAUAGAGGUGAAAGGUAUAAUAAGUCAAAUGUCCACAUCCAUUAGUCUUGAAACGCAGACACUUAUUUUGUUUGGAUAUUUGCUAACAUUAUUUGUAUAGACUAUUAGGUAUAAGAAUACUAAUGACUUGACUGUGGCAUUGCUCAAUUUACUGUCUGAUCUCACCUGACAGCCAUUGGCUACAUUACUUUGUGAGAAACGUCAACACAUUGCAGCAAGGAUAGGAGCAGAUUUGUGUGUAUUAUAUUGUUGUGUAAUGAAGGGGAAAAGGACAAGUGUCUCCACUCUAUUUCUUGUUGUUCCUUUAAAUUGACCUACUGACUCUGCUGGUGAGUACCAUAUUUUUUAUUGUUUCAUUGUUUUGCUCUGUAUGGGUAGAUUCUUCCCUUUUUGGACUCCUAAGAAUCAUUUUACAUGUGAAUUACUUAUGGCUCCAUCUCAAACGAUCUAUAUGUUUUCACUUGUAAGAAUAUGAAGGAAUGUAAACCAAAUAGCUAGUAUUAUUUAUGGACUUACCAUGUUUUUCCUCCAGAAUAAUGGGGUCCAGUCAUCUCAUCUGUAGUUUCAUUGGUGUCGUGGUCCUCCUGUGGAAGCCGACCGGCUUUUCAGCUGCAUCCCGCAUUAACGUGGCGUUGAGCGGCACGGCUAUUCAGUCUACAACCAUCUCAGACAGCGGGAAGGCUGAACACUCCAUUGAUGGGAACACCGACCCUGUGUGGUCGCACACCAGCUGCAGCCGUACCGAGGAAGAGGCUGAACCAUGGUGGAGGCUGGAGCUGCCUGGUGUGUACCGGGUGUCAGAGAUCCAGGUCACUAAUAGGGAGACCAAUAGGGAGAGGCUGAACGGCAUUGAAAUACUCAUCGGGAAUUCACUGGUGAACAACGGAAACGACAACUCAAGGUGUGCCAUAAUCAACGAUGACCCAGGCUGCUUGACUCAGACUGUCAAGUGUUGGGGAAUGGAAGGAAGGUUCAUCAACUUAUACCAGUCCUUUGAUGUAGCAGACGUUUUGACGUUUUGUGAGGUCAAAGUGUACGGAGAGCCUGCUGCACCCUCCAUGAGCACUCAGGUGAUGGGGAGGAACAUCACUCUGGUGGGGACGCCGCUGUGCUGGUCAGACGCCCUGCUCUACUGCAGAGACUCUCACUGGGACCUGCUAAGCCUCUUGGGCCCAGAAGACCAGGAGAUGGUUGAUGAGCUGGUGGCUCGGACCCCCUUCCCACUAACCAGCCACCUCUGGGUGGGCCUGCGCAGGUCCCUCUCAGGAAGCUCCUGGUUUUGGAUGUCCGGUGACCCGAUGGACUUCAGCCAAUGGGACGACGGCUCACACCAUCCCUCCCCCUGUGGGGGCGUGUCCAGCGUGGAACCUUCCACAUGGAGGCAACGCUCCUGUGAAGAACAUCUUAACUUCAUCUGUUUCACAGGUCCAACAGAAGGAGUGAAUAAGUUGCGCUUCUAUAGUUCCACAAGAGAGGAUCAAACUCACUGCACCUAACUUGGCCUCAUUGGGGAAUAAAGUGGCUGAUUCCGAAGAUGUCCUAAGUAGAGUGAAGGUUCAGAAGCUUUAGCUCAGAGUGUCUGGUAGCUUGCUAGUUCUGCAUUUUGUCAUUUUAGGCUUUGUGACAGGCCAUAUUUUGUUCAAGCAUAGCAUAAAGGAUAUAUUUACUUUGUUAUCAAUUACCUUAUUUAUGAGCAGAUGUAGGACUGUCAUGCAUGGGUUCAAGAUGAAAACAGUAAACAUCGGUUUGGGGCUUCUCCACAGCCUCAAUUUGGGGUUGGGGGUUUGUGGAGUGAGUGUGGUGGAUGACUGGUUGAGGCAGCCUCACCUGGCCCGAGUCAGACUGAUUGGACUCUGGGGCUGGCUGAGGCUGCACUCAGGGAGAUUACCUACAUUGCAAUAUGGAGCACUAUCUUCAUGUCUCAUUGUCUGCAAACUCUGCAAUAAACCGGCUUUAAACAUU
Molecule: messenger RNA, 2763 nt
Organism: Gadus morhua (Atlantic cod)
Lineage: Eukaryota; Metazoa; Chordata; Actinopteri; Gadiformes; Gadidae
Exons: 7
Coding region: 1308-2297 (329 amino acids)
Source: RefSeq, a predicted model, not a curated record